CCGGGAGCGCGCAGGCGCAGCAGCCCGGGAGUCCCGCCAGCGUGCGCGAGCCAGUGGUCGCUGCGGCGGGGUUGCCACCGCUCACCAUGGGCCCGAGGCCGCGGCUGCUGAUACCGCUCGUGCUUUGCGUGGGGCUCGGCGCGCUCGCGCCUUCUUCGGAGGCCUCAGGCGUUCGCAAGCGAGGCCCCUUGGUGACGGCCAAGGUCUUCUUUGAUGUGAGGAUUGGAGACAAGGAUGUUGGCAGAAUUGUGAUUGGCCUUUUUGGAAAAGUUGUGCCCAAGACGGUGGAAAAUUUUGUUGCUCUAGCAACAGGAGAGAAAGGAUAUGGAUAUAAAGGAAGCCAGUUCCAUCGCGUCAUCAAGGAUUUCAUGAUUCAAGGAGGUGACUUCACCGCUGGAGAUGGCACUGGCGGUGUGAGCAUUUAUGGUGAGACGUUUCCAGACGAAAACUUCAAGCUGAAGCAUUACGGCAUUGGGUGGGUCAGCAUGGCCAAUGCUGGGCCAGACACCAAUGGCUCUCAGUUCUUCAUCACCUUGACCAAGCCCACAUGGUUGGAUGGCAAACAUGUGGUAUUUGGAAAAGUCAUCGAUGGGAUGACAGUGGUGCACUCCAUAGAGCUCCAAGCUACUGAUGGGCAUGACCGUCCGCUCACCAACUGCUCCAUUGUCAACAGUGGCAAGAUAGACGUGAAAACGCCCUUUGUGGUUGAGGUCGCUGACUGGUGACACAACUAGCAGAAAACAAGGAACGUACUUUGGCAGGGGUGUGUGUGUGUGUGUGUGUGUGUGUGUGUGUGUGUGUGUGUCUGUCUGUCUGUCUUUAUCUUUCAAUCCUUCAGUUACUGUUUUGCUUUGUUUUUUCACUUUCUUUUAAUUUUCUACCCCAGAUCACGCGAGUUAAAAAAAAUCAACC
This is a messenger RNA of Propithecus coquereli (Coquerel's sifaka), 912 nucleotides long. RefSeq names its product peptidylprolyl isomerase C (cyclophilin C) (gene PPIC). The transcript has 5 exons. NCBI's taxonomy places the organism in Eukaryota, Metazoa, Chordata, Mammalia, Primates, Indriidae. Gene Ontology annotation, cellular component: intracellular membrane-bounded organelle. The record is from RefSeq and is a predicted model, not a curated record. The coding region runs from base 87 to 725 and encodes 212 amino acids. Gene Ontology annotation, molecular function: peptidyl-prolyl cis-trans isomerase activity. Gene Ontology annotation, biological process: protein peptidyl-prolyl isomerization; protein folding.